UCAGACAGAACUAACGAGGUAGUUUCCCUUAAAAAAAAAAAAAAGUUAAAAACCCUAAAGACAACAAUUUUAAUUCCAUUUCUCAUUUCUCAUUUGCGCAACGUCGGAGAGAGAGCAGCUGCAUCACACAUUUCUCGGUCGCCUCUCCUUCUCUCUCUCUCUCUCCUGCGACCAUCGAAACCCUAAUCUCUCUCUCUCUCUCUAACUCUCAUCCUCCCAUGGCGGCGAACAACAACAGAUCCGAUCAAGAAUCAGACGAAAACACACGUCUCUACAACCCUUACCAAAACUUCGAGGUCCCAAUAAAAUCUCAGUACCUCUACAAGCUCCCCACCUCCCCCGAGUACCUCUUCAGGGAGGAGUCCUUAAAGCAGCGCCGCUCCUGGGGCGAGAAUCUCACCUUCUACACCGGAACCGCUUACCUCGGCGGCUCCGUCUCCGGCGCCACCGUCGGGGUCUUCACCGGCAUCAAGAACUUCGAAACCGGCGACACGACGAAGCUCAAGAUCAACAGGAUCUUGAACUCGUCUGGUCACACGGGUCGAACGUGGGGUAACAGGAUCGGGAUCAUCGGGUUGAUGUACGCAGGGAUCGAGAGCGGCGUCGUGGCUGCGAUGGAUAGGGAUGAUGUUUGGACGAGCGUGGUGGCGGGUCUUGGAACCGGAGCGGUUUUUAGGGCGGCGCGUGGGGUGAGAUCUGCGGCGGUGGCGGGAGCUCUCGGUGGGUUGGCGGCUGGGGCUGUGGUUGCAGGGAAGCAAGUUGUGAAGCGGUAUGUGCCCAUAUGAUGAAGAGUGUGUCUAAUUGGGAAGACUCUCUGUCUUCUCGUUUGUUUGAAAUUUUUGAUAGAUUUGAUUAGGUUUUUCGUUUGGAAUCAUAAAGAUGAAAACUUUUUUUCAUUUGGGUUCUUAAGGUGUAUGAGUCUGUAUGUCAUUUUGAUGAAUAAAUCUGCAAACUUUUUUAUAUACUGAUGAAAUGGUAUAUUCAUUUGCCAUGA
Messenger RNA from Brassica napus (rape), 994 nucleotides. Its product is annotated as mitochondrial import inner membrane translocase subunit TIM23-2. The transcript has a single exon. Gene Ontology annotation, biological process: protein import into mitochondrial matrix. Gene Ontology annotation, molecular function: transmembrane protein transporter activity. NCBI's taxonomy places the organism in Eukaryota, Viridiplantae, Streptophyta, Magnoliopsida, Brassicales, Brassicaceae. Bases 219 to 785 code for a protein of 188 amino acids. The record is from RefSeq and is a predicted model, not a curated record. Gene Ontology annotation, cellular component: TIM23 mitochondrial import inner membrane translocase complex; mitochondrial inner membrane.